AUGACCACAUCUCUCUCAAACGCCUACAAAGACACCAACAUUCAUCUCAAUAAUAUAAUCCCACUCGAUUUCGGGUCAAUCCUGCAACUUCCUGAGUCCCAUGUCUGGACAGACGAUGGCGAUUCAGGUAAUGACCACCGCACGUGUCUGGCGCGCCAGCCACGUGCGGAGCCAGCAUCCCCUCCGGUCAUCGACCUGCGGGCCCCGGACGCAGUGGGGCUCGUGGGAGAUGCAUGCCGGUGGUGGGGGGUGUUCCAGGUGACGAACCACGAGGUCUCUCAGGACCUCGUGGAGGUAGUCGAGGCGCAUGCCCGGAGGCUCUUCGAGCUUCCUACCUACCAGAAGCUGAAGGCGCUCCGGGCCCAGAACGGGGUGACCGGGUACGGCGUGGCCCGGAUUUCUCCGUUCUUCACAAAAUUAAUGUGGCAUGAAGGCUUUACUAUUAUGGGGUCAGCCAUGGAGCAUGCCAAGCUGCUUUGGCCCCAUCACUAUGAAGAGUUUUGUGAUGCGAUGGACAAGUACCAGAAGAAGAUGAAAUCACUAGCCUACAACAUCUUGCUCGUCAUGCUCAAGGCAUUGGGAGUGGACGAAGAAGAUCAUGAAAAACUUUCAUCGUCAUUUCUCUAUCAAUCAGAUGGUGCGUUGCAACUCAAUUCGUACCCUAGUUGCCCAAACCCUAGCCGGGCAAUCGGCCUAGCACCACACACCGAUUCAUUACUACUAACUAUCUUGCAUCAGAACGACACCAAUGGCCUCCAAAUCAUGCAAGAGGGGGUUGGAUGGGUUCCAAUCCGACCAACCCCAGGAGCCCUAGUCGUCAACAUUGGUGACCUCAUGCACAUUUUGUCCAACGCGACUUUCCACAAUAUGUACCAUCGUGUUGUCCCAAAUGAGAUGAGCCAUAGAUUUACCAUGGCGUACUUCUAUGGCCCUCCGGCUGAUUCCGUGCUGGCCCCGCUGCCUAAGCUACCCGGGCCACCCCGGUUCCGGGCCAUCACGGUUAAGGAGUACAUCGGCCUCAAGAACAAGCAUCUUGAAAAAGCUCUUUCUAUUAUUCAAAUUUGAUUAUUAAUUUGGAUUCAUGCUAGUUGGUUUGAAAAUUAAUUUGUCAUUCCAUUUAGUUGACUAGGUUUUUUGAGAAAAAUUGAUGUUGUGGUCACAUUUUAUUUAUUAUAAGGUUGCUAAUUAUAUGUUGAACUAAUUUAGCAGU
Molecule: messenger RNA, 1210 nt
Organism: Salvia splendens (bonfire salvia)
Lineage: Eukaryota; Viridiplantae; Streptophyta; Magnoliopsida; Lamiales; Lamiaceae
Product: gibberellin 3-beta-dioxygenase 1
Exons: 2
Coding region: 1-1065 (354 amino acids)
Source: RefSeq, a predicted model, not a curated record